AGCGUACGUCAACAUGACAUGACAACUUUUGUUCGCCGCGAUUGUUUCUCAUUUUUCUCAGCGUUUUUAAACUAAAUACGAUUUCCAAUGGCUGUUCCUGAUUAUAAACUAAGUGCUAUCUUGUGCGGCCACUCGCUGGAUGUGCGAUGUGUGGCUACGACAAAAGAAUUUUGUAUAUUAUCAGCUUCACGCGACAGAACUGCAAAACUGUGGCAUCCGGAAGGAGUGAAAGAAUUUGUGAACGUGGUAACUUAUAAAGGGCAUAGGAAUUUCGUGUCUUGUGUGUGCUGGCUGCCUCCUUGCGAAGCUUUUCCCGAUGGUCUAGUGGUAUCGGGCAGUAAUGACAACACAAUUCUGGGGUAUAACCUGCAGGAUGGGUCGAUCCAGAUAACGCUAGAAGGUCACGAGAACGCCGUGUGUAGCGUCACGCCUGGACGCGAUUCUGGCAUACUGUUGAGUUCUAGCUGGGACAGUACCGCAAAGGUAUGGAACAUAAAUGCAGUCCGUAUACCUCCUUUAACACUGAAAGGCCACCAGGCUGCAGUCUGGGCGGCUGUCGAGCUGUUCAAUGGAACCUAUGCCACUGCAUCUGCUGACAAAACUAUUAAACUCUGGGCAAAGGAUGGCACUGUCAUUUCUACGUUGACUGGCCACACAGAUUGUGUGAGAGGUUUGGCCAUCGCAAAUCCUGAAACCUUCCUCAGCUGUUCCAAUGAUGCUUCCAUCAAGCUCUGGACUAAUAAAGGACAGUGCCUUAACACAUUCUAUGGACAUUCUAACUAUAUUUACAGUAUCAGCAUGAACCCAGGAGUGCAGCAAGGUUUCGCGACAUGCGGUGAAGACGGCAGCGUGCGGCUGUGGGCGGCCGGCGACUGCGUCCGGGAUAUACGCCUGCCAGUGCAGUCUGUUUGGAGUAUUACGUGUCUGGAUAACGGGGAUAUUGUAACUGGAUCAAGUGAUGGCAUAGUACGUGUAUUCACAAAGGACCCCGCGAGAUACGCAGAUGAAGCGACACUCAAGCAGUUUGAAGAAGAUGUGGCUAAGAUGCAGGCGGCUUCUCAGCAGGAAAUCGGAGGAUUCAAAUUAUCUGAAUUACCCGGUCCCGAAGUACUCCUCGAGCCUGGUAAGACAGACGGGCAGACGAAGCUGGUCCGACGUGGUACCAACGUGAAGUGCUACUCGUGGAGUAGCGCGGAGGGCACGUGGCAGGAGAUCGGCGACGUCAUGGGGACGCCGCCCUCUAGCGAGGGGAAGACUAUGUAUCAGGGGAAGGAAUAUGACUUUGUAUUCAGCGUAGACAUCAAGGAUGGUGCUCCACCAAUCAAACUGCCAUUCAACAAGACUGAAGACCCAUGGGUAGCUGCACAAGCUUUUAUACACAAGAACAAUCUACCUCAAGUAUACUUAGAGCAAGUUGCAAACUUCAUCAUUACUAAUGCCAAACUGGACUCACAGCCCGUAUCAAGUAAUGGUUUCGCGGACCCGUUCACAGGCGAGUCUCGCUACGUGCCCGGCGGCGGGUCGGCGGCCGGCCUGCCGCCGCCCUCGCUCGCCGACCCCUUCACCGGCUCCGGGGCGUACACCACUACACAGGCCACUACCACCUCCAGCGAGAAGAUGCUUAUACCGCAUGAUGCUUAUAUUAGAUUCGACCAAGCAAACCUGAAAGCGAUACACGACAAGCUGCGGGAGUUCAACAGUAAAGUGGGCGACGGCCUCAGCGCCAUGACGGAUGAACAACUCGAGUCCGUCGUCAAGUUGGGGGAAAUGAAUAGUACUUACAAUAAUGAAACCAUAUCAAUGUUGAAGACUAUGUUGGGAUGGCCGAAAGAGAUACUAUUCCCAGUACUAGACGUGACGAGGCUAGCAGUUAGGAACAAAGAGAUAAACGGACAGAUAUUCGACACGACGCAUGGACCCACCUUCAUUAAAUAUUUACUGUCGCUGUUAGCACCUGACAAUCUCCCAGCGAAUCAGAUGCUAGCGAUGCGUGUGCUAGUGAACGCGUUCAGCGACCUGCCCGGCGAGAUGUUAGUGCUGGCCGCUAGAGAGAGUCUGCUACACUCGCUCAUAUGUCUUACGCAUCUCAAUAAUAACGCUCAGAUCGCAGCGACGUCUCUGCUGCUGAACCUGUGCGUGGCGCUGGCGCAGCAGGCGGACAGCGCGGAGCUCGCCGACUGCCUCGUCACGCUGCUCGCCCGCUGCACCGACAACGAGGCUUACUUCAGAGGCCUUGUAGCACUCGGCACACUCCUGGCUGAAUCUCCCAACAAGCUACAAAUACAGACUAGAAUAGUUUCCUGCACUCAAGUACACAACCGACUGAAAAAAGACAGUGCCCACAUCACGGACCCCAACUAUGCGAAAAUAGCAACACUUUCGCAGCAAAUCAUCAGUCUUUUAUGAACAAAACUCUCUCAACUACUACAUAAGGCUGUUAUUUAUAUUAGAUUUAAAAGUUCAUUUUUGUAUGUCCAUAUUGACGACCACGCAAUGGAUUUGACUAGCUGAUCUUCGCUCUGUGUUCGCGUCUUUUAUAUUUAUUCGUUGGCUGAAGCAGCGAUUUGAAUACUUAAUUCUAUUUAAAGUUGAAAACUGUCACAAAUAAGCAAUAAUUGACGAUUUGCUUUGCGUGAGCAUAUUCAAAUUUAGAAUAAAAAUAAAAUAUCUUGCUAUCUUAUUCCUGGUUAUGUCCCGAAACACUUGACAUGGCGUCAGUGUUUCCGAUAGAAGAUAAUUAUUUAUUCCCCAUGUUAGGAAAUGAUAGACAACUUCAUUCUGUAUACAAAAUGUAAUUUACGAAUAAGGUAGUGAGCGCCUUGAUUGUUUGUACGAAGAUGAUUAAAUAUGGUUAUUAUGAAAUGUUGACUCUUUGCCCAUUUUAAGUCUAUUUUUGAAUAAAUAUUCAGGGUUGAAUAAAACACUUGAAUAGAUGAUAAUAUGUAUAAUGUAUUCCAUAGUGUACAAGUAAUGACAACACUAUACAUUCGCUUGCUACCCGUCAUCAAUGGAAGCAUGGUUUUAUAUCAGACAUUUGCAGCAAUAAUAAAUUGUAUAAAAUAUUAAAA
Molecule: messenger RNA, 3068 nt
Organism: Helicoverpa zea (corn earworm)
Lineage: Eukaryota; Metazoa; Arthropoda; Insecta; Lepidoptera; Noctuidae
Gene: Plap
Product: phospholipase A-2-activating protein
Exons: 16
Coding region: 88-2406 (772 amino acids)
Biological process (GO): ubiquitin recycling; proteasome-mediated ubiquitin-dependent protein catabolic process
Cellular component (GO): nucleus; cytoplasm
Molecular function (GO): ubiquitin binding
Source: RefSeq, a predicted model, not a curated record